Molecule: messenger RNA, 1374 nt
Organism: Humulus lupulus (European hop)
Lineage: Eukaryota; Viridiplantae; Streptophyta; Magnoliopsida; Rosales; Cannabaceae
Exons: 3
Coding region: 1-1374 (457 amino acids)
Molecular function (GO): nucleic acid binding
Source: RefSeq, a predicted model, not a curated record
AUGGUUGAGAAGGGGAUUGAAAUUUUUAUGGAUGAUUUUUCGGUUUAUGGACCCUCUUUUGACACGUGUUUGACUAAUUUGGAGCUAGUUUUGAGGAGGUGUGAAGAGUCGCAUUUGGUGCUUAAUUGGGAAAAGUGCCACUUUAUGGUAAAUGAAGGAAUUGUAUUGGGGCACAAGAUUUCUAAGAAAGGCAUUGAAGUGGAUAGGGCUAAGAUUUCUACGAUAGAGAAUUUGCCACCGCCGGUUUCAGUAAAAGGAGUACAGAGCUUCUUAGGUCAUGAGGGAUUUUAUAGGAGGUUUAUCAAAGAUUUCUCCAAGGUUUCAAAGCCACUCUCCACUUUGUUAAUGAAUGGGGUUACGUUCGAUUUUGAUGAGAAAUGUCAACAAGCUUUUAGGAUACUUAAGGCGAAAUUGAUUUCGGCACCUAUAGUUGUUGCACCUCAAUGGGAUUUUCCAUUUGAAUUGAUGUGUGACGCUAAUAAGAAAGGUAGUGAGAAUUUGGUGGCUGAUCACUUGUCUAGAUUGGAGGUUGAUGAAGAUUCUCUUGACAAAGGAAUUCAGAUUAAUGAUGCUUUUCCUGAUGAACAGUUGUUUGAAGUGAGUGUUUGUAAAGAUGUUCCAUGGUUUGCAAACUAUGUUAAUUAUUUGGCUGCAAAGGUUAUACCUCCUGAGAUGACAAGGACACAACUAAAGAAAUUUUAUUCAGAGGUAAAGCAUUAUUAUUGGGAGGAGCCUAUUCUGUAUAAACAUUGCCCUGAUCAAGUUAUUAGGAGAUGUGUGCCCGAAGAGGAGAUGUUGUCAAUCUUGACUCACUGUCAUAGUUUGCAUUGCGACGGUCAUUUUGGAGGAGCAAGAACAGCAGCAAAAGUUUUGCAAAGUGGGUUUUACUGGCCUGCAUUAUUUAAAGAUGCUAAUGAUUUUGUCAAAAGUUGUGAUCAUUGUCAACAGACUGGGAAUAUAUCAAGAAGAGAUCAAAUGCCAAUGACUGGUAUUUUGGAAGUUGAGUUAUUUGACUGGUUCACUACUCUUUGUGCUCGCUAUGGUGUUCAUCAUCGAAAGGCGUUUUUUUAUCAUCCAAUUGCAAAUGGCCAAGCUGAAGUGUCGAAUAGGGAAAUAAAAGGUAUUUUAGAAAAGACAGUAAAUACGUCAAGGAAGGAUUGGUCGAAGAAGCUUGAUGAUUCACUCUGGGCUUAUUGCACUACAUUCAAAACUCGGAUUGGUAUGUCACCAUAUCGAUUGGUGUUCGGUAAGGCAUGCCAUUUACCGGUGGAACUGGAGCAUAGAGCUUAUUGGGCUAUGAAAAAGUUAAAUCUUGAUCUCUUUAUAGCGGGGCAAAAUAGACUUAUGGAGUUAAAUGAGCUUGAAGAAUUUUGA